Metschnikowia bicuspidata var. bicuspidata NRRL YB-4993 is the source of this 486-nucleotide messenger RNA. RefSeq lists its product as uncharacterized. The coding region runs from base 146 to 403 and encodes 85 amino acids. The transcript has a single exon. The record is from RefSeq and is a predicted model, not a curated record. NCBI's taxonomy places the organism in Eukaryota, Fungi, Ascomycota, Pichiomycetes, Serinales, Metschnikowiaceae.
UUGAAUCACCAAAAAAUAAAGACAUAUACGAAGAGCUCGAGUCUUUUUACAAACAGCCAUGGAAUACUGAUGUAGGGUGCCCGGGCUCCAGAACUCGAAACUUUCAAUGUUCACAUGAACUUUGCUGUCAUCUCCAGUCAUUGUCAUGAACCAAGGGCCCAGGUCAUGGCAACACAGGCAAGGAUUCACGUAUUUAAAACCACUGAAGCAAUUAAAGCAUGCGCCGUUUUUGAUUAAUCUCCGUGCGCCUGUAAUAUUGUUCAUUUUCUCUUUUCUCAUUAUUGUAAAACAAUUUCAUAACCAUACCGAUGCUCUUUGGUGCGGCUGCAAACUAGAGAUACACUUCAAAACCCAAAGGUCCGGUCCCAUUGUGUACCUGGCAAUGUUGGAAUUAAUCUGGUGAAAAAAGGCUUCACACUUUUCUCUCAGCAAGGUGGGGUAGGCUCCCAUCAUUGAAAUGCGAUAUCUGCUUGCCAAAAUUACUCU